UGCAUUGUCUCGAGCGUUCCUAAAUCAUGAUCAUCGGAACCGGCACAAUCACAAUGAGUAGGCUGCAUAUUUGGCUUCAUCUGACUUUUUAUGUGCUGUGCCGAGCCAUUCACCCAGACUGUACCAUCAUCUCACAGCACAUGAAAGCUCAGGAGGUGUGCAUGCAAACCCGCAGGAGGGAAUCCCACAACCACACUGGGCGGACAGGUUGUCGGACAGAAUGGGAUGAGAUACGCUGCUGGCACAGGGCGGAUGUUGGACAAGUGGUCAAUGUUUCCUGCUCUGAGGUCUUUCAGCACUUCACCAGCAACCAAGGGUAUAUCUUCAGGAAUUGCACAAAAAACGGGUGGACAGAGCUCCAGCCAACUUAUCAAGAGGCCUGUGACAUCAGAGAGGACAUGGAACCAGAAUCACAGACAACAUACUUCUCAACUUUCAGACAGGUCUACACAGCUGGUUAUGCCACAUCACUGAUCUCUUUGAUCACUGCAAUAUUUAUAUUUACUGUUUUCAGGAAGUUUCACUGUACCAGGAACUACAUUCACAUCAAUUUGUUUGCCUCCUUCAUCCUGCGAGCCAGUGCUGUAUUUAUCAAGGACGGAGUGCUGUUUGCGGAUGAGACCCUGGACCACUGCUUCAUGUCCACAUCUUCGUGUAAGUGCGCUGUGGCAUUCUUCCAGUUCAGCAUACUGGCCAAUUAUUUUUGGUUGCUGGUGGAAGGGAUGUACCUGCAGACUCUGCUGGCCCUUACCUUCAUCUCACAAAAGAAGUACUUCUGGUGGUACAUCUUGAUUGGAUGGGGUGUCCCAUCAGCAGUACUCACUGUGUGGGUACUAACUCGGAGUUUUUAUGACAACAGAGUGUGUUGGGAUGAUACUGAUAAUGUGAUCAUCUGGUGGAUCAUCAAGGGUCCAAUAACAGCAUCAGUACUUUUGAACUUCAUCAUCUUCAUCAACAUAAUCCGAAUCCUGGUGCAGAAGCUGAGGUCCCCCGCAGUGGGUGGGAGCGACACAAGCAAUUUCAUGAGGCUGGCAAAGUCCACUUUGUUCCUCAUACCACUUUUCGGUAUGCACUACAUAGUGUUCGCAUUCCUUCCUGAGAGCAUGGGUGAGGCUGCCAGGCUGUACAUCGAGCUGGGCCUUGGCUCCUUCCAGGGCUUUGUGGUGGCUCUGCUGUACUGCUUCCUGAAUGGAGAGGUCCAGGCAGAGAUGAGGCGAAGGCUGGUGGAGUGGCAGACACAAGGCCGUCUGAGUCUAGUGAAGAGGCGCAAGCCCGUGUUCACGGAAAACACCAUCAUUUCACAGGUUACAGUCCUGGACAGGCUGUCCCCAAAAGGGCCCCCUGUCUCAAAGGACCCCAGUGCCAUCUCUACUGUCUGAGAUAUGGCCAGUAUCACUAAGAGCUAUGAGAACAUUCUCAGAAGGACAAUCUACACAGCUACCAGGGUGUGGUAAUCCAAUGCAGUCUAAAACAUUCAGGAGCCAUAAUUCCACAGUUCAGAGUCAUACAGCGCAAGAAUUCAUGUUUGUAAAUG
Molecule: messenger RNA, 1534 nt
Organism: Scleropages formosus (Asian bonytongue)
Lineage: Eukaryota; Metazoa; Chordata; Actinopteri; Osteoglossiformes; Osteoglossidae
Product: vasoactive intestinal polypeptide receptor 1-like
Exons: 13
Coding region: 27-1379 (450 amino acids)
Biological process (GO): adenylate cyclase-modulating G protein-coupled receptor signaling pathway; cell surface receptor signaling pathway
Cellular component (GO): plasma membrane
Molecular function (GO): peptide hormone binding; G protein-coupled peptide receptor activity; vasoactive intestinal polypeptide receptor activity
Source: RefSeq, a predicted model, not a curated record